Messenger RNA from Sciurus carolinensis (gray squirrel), 9018 nucleotides. It is a transcript of the gene Ikbkg, whose product is annotated as inhibitor of nuclear factor kappa B kinase regulatory subunit gamma. Gene Ontology annotation, biological process: positive regulation of canonical NF-kappaB signal transduction. NCBI's taxonomy places the organism in Eukaryota, Metazoa, Chordata, Mammalia, Rodentia, Sciuridae. The coding region runs from base 466 to 1704 and encodes 412 amino acids. The record is from RefSeq and is a predicted model, not a curated record. The transcript has 10 exons. Gene Ontology annotation, cellular component: nucleus; cytoplasm; IkappaB kinase complex. Gene Ontology annotation, molecular function: K63-linked polyubiquitin modification-dependent protein binding.
AUGCCUCCUGAUGUCCAGGCUUCCCACUCCUUUUGGGCCCUAUCGUUUCCGGCCGCGCGCUUCUAGAACACCAGGACCCAGGUUACUUGAGCGGCGAGUGGGACUGGUUCUGCUCCUCCCACCGCCGCAGCAGUCUGUCUCACCAUAUCCCUAGUGCGAGAACUCUCCUAGUCCAGAGACAUUUCCUGUUCAUCAAAUUCGAGUGCACUUGAAAUCUUUAAAAAGGACUGGAGUAUAGCUUGGCAGCUGUGUCUUACUCCAUGCGUCUCAGUUUGCUCACUUGCAAAACGAUAACUGACUACCUGCCCUCCCUCAUACCGUUUCUGUGACCUGAGAACGAAUGGGCCGUCUUGAUAUAUUCUAGAAACUCAAGAGGAGGGGCAGAAGGAGGAAUGGGAAGACCAGAUGGUAUAGGACCUUGUAGGCCUUUGGCUACAAAGGGGAACCAAGACACUGAUUUGUUGGAUGAGCAGACACCUCUGGAAGAAUCAGCUGUGUGAGAUGGUGCAGCCCAGUGGUGGCCCAGCAGGGGACCAGGACGUGCUGGGUGAAGAGUCUUCUCUGGGAAAGCCGGCCAUGCUACAUCUGCAUUCAGAGCAGGGUAUCCCUGAGACCCUCCAGCGCUGUCUGGAGGAGAAUCAAGAGCUUCGAGAUGCCAUCCAGCAGAGCAACCAGAUGCUACGGGAGCGCUGUGAGGAGCUGCUACAUUUCCAAGUCAGCCAGAGGGAGGAGAAGGAGUUCCUCAUGUGCAAAUUUCAGGAGGCCAGGAAGUUGGUGGAGAGACUGAGCCUGGAGAAGCUGGACCUGAGGAGGCAGAGAGAGGAGGCCCUGCAGGAGGUGGAGCAUCUGAAGUUAUGUCAGCAGCAGAUGGCUGAGGACAAGGCCUCUGUGAAAGCCCAGGUGACAUCCUUGCUGGGGGAGCUCCAGGAGAGCCAGAGUCGCUUGGAGGCUGCCACCAAGGAACGGCAGGCUUUGGAGGGCAGGGUGCGGGCGGCCAGUGAGCAGGCCAGGCAGCUGGAGAGUGAACGGGAGGCACUGCAGCAGCAGCACAGUGUGCAGGUGGACCAGCUGCGCAUGCAGAGCCAGAGUGUGGAGGCCGCCCUGCGCAUGGAGCGCCAGGCUGCCUCAGAGGAGAAGAGGAAACUCGCCCAAUUGCAGGUAGCCUAUCACCAGCUCUUCCAAGAAUAUGACAACCACAUCAAGAGUAGCAUGGGAAUGCAACUGGAGGAUCUCAGGCAGCAGCUCCAGCAGGCUGAGGAGGCCCUGGUGGCCAAGCAGGAAGUGAUUGACAAACUAAAGGAGGAGGCCGAGCAGCACAAGAUUGUGAUGGAGACUGUACCAGUCCUCAAGGCCCAGGCGGAUAUCUACAAGGCAGACUUCCAAGCUGAGAGGCAGGCCCGGGAGAAGCUGGCCGAGAAGAAAGAGCAUCUACAGGAGCAGCUGGAGCAGCUGCAGCGGGAGUAUAGCAAGCUGAAGGCCAGCUGCCAAGAAUCAGCCAGGAUUGAGGAUAUGAGGAAGCGGCAUGUAGAGGCCUCCCAGCCCCCUUUACCCCCUGCCCCAGCUCACCACUCCUUUCACUUGGCCCUGUCCAACCAGAGGAGAAGCCCCCCUGAGGAACCACCUGACUUCUGUUGUCCCAAGUGCCAGUAUCAGGCUCCUGAUAUGGACACCCUACAGAUACACGUCAUGGAGUGCCUUGAGUAGGGCAGUGGAUGCAAGACUGCCUGCAGAUGCCACGCCCAGGACAAUGCAACAUGUGCUUUCCUCUCCCCCCUGCCUAAUUCAGAAUCAAGGGCUUGGUGGAUAAGACCAGGUCCUAGGAGCUAGCUGCAGAGCUGUUGCUGAAGCCAUUUGUUCUGCAGGUUCACCUCUUUGAGGGAAGAUGGAGCCUGAGUCAGGCCUUAUUCUCUGUUCUUUCCUUCUGUCCUAUCUGCCUGAACUGCUUGUCUCUGGUAGCUAAUCCCUCCUUCCUUUCCCAUCUCUGCAGAGAGGUUAGAGUGGGCCAGGGGCUCUCAGGGAGAACCACUUUUCCUUCCAUUGGCUACUGACUUGCUGACUCUGUGCUCCAGCCUCUCUUCCUGGGCCCUGUGGUAGUCCACUUUGCAGCUGUACCAGGGUUGGUUUAAGCAGUUGCUAUUGGCGGCGUGUGGGUUGUUUCUGGUGCAGUGAAAAUGCUUGUGUACUAAUCAUGUGUGUCUUGGCCAGGGAGUGGUUGGGCAGUCCUUUGUGUUUCUGCCACCUGCUGGGCAUGCUGCUCUCCACUAAGAGUGAGCUUAAGCAUAUUUUCCAAAGGUUAUGGACCUUUUUAAAUUCCUCUUCUGUGAAUGGGCUGUGCAUGUCUUUUAUCAGUUCUCCUACUGGAUUUUCACUUUUUGUUCCUCAUGUUUUAGGAGCUCUUUUGUCAUUAGCAAGAUUAGCUCUUGUCUGUGACUGAAAGUGCAUGUUUCUUUUCCCCUUUGAUUUUGCCACUGUUGUGUUCUGGCCUUGAAUGUUUUUUAUUUUACAUUGUCACAUUAUCCUUUUCCCCCUUUCACUGUUUUGGGUUUGAAGUUGUGAGCACUUUGUGGUCUGAUGGAUGCUUCACACACAUAUACUUUCACAUACUUUCCUCUUUCUAACACCAAAGUGUGCUCUUGUCUUUACCAAGCAGUUAUUCCCCAGUGUAAAUGAUGGUGGUUGUGGUUCAUCACAUUCUAGAAGUGUCUGAUGCCAUGUCCUACAUCAGCCCCAGAUUCCUUGGCCUUACAGAUGGAAGCCAGUUGACAAUGAUUGCAGAUGAGGAAGAGCAUUUGUUUUUGUAAGGUUUGGAUAUUUCCUAGGAUGUCAAAGCCAUAGGAACUAACUCUGCAAUCUAGUAAAGGAAAGGAAGCUGGAAAUUGAGAAAGACUUCAGAAUCUGUGCAUCACUCACUCCUCAGGCCUGGGCCCUCCUUCCAAGAGCCCUCCAAGCUCCCUGGUUAGGAACAAGAUGUAGUUCUAUUCCUGGACUUUUUCACAGGGUAUUCUGCUCUUUGACAGUGAGAAGAAUGACUAGAACUAGGAUAUUAGGACUUUAAAAAGUUAACCUGAGGGGCUGGAGUUGUGACUCAGUGGUAGAGCACUUCCGUGGCAUGUGUGAGGCCCUGGUUUGAUACUCAGCAUCACAUAUAAAUAAAUAAAAUAAAAGAUCUGUUUGACAACUAAAAAUAUCUUUUAAAACUUAGCCUGAGCUGGGAACUUUCUCAGCCUCUACAGGGGAUGGACUUUCCUAAAGCCCGCAUGUCUAUUACACAAUACUUUGGGGAAAUGUUAAAGGCACAGACAGGUUCUCUGCUCAUGGGUACUGCACUUAAAUCCUACUCCUAUAACUUUUCUAUAAAAGCACUAUUUUGUUUCGUUUGUUUUGGAGUGGGGUAUGAGUUUCCGGUGGUUACUGUAACAAAUCACCGCAAACUUGGUGGCAUUAAGACAACAAAACUCAUUCUUUCAUUUCUUGGAAGCCAGAUGCCUGAAGUCAAGCUGUUUUUUCUGAGCUCUGGGAAUAGGUUCUGGGCCUGUCUCCUAGCUUCUGGUAGUUGAUGACAUUUCUUGCCUUGUACACCCAUUGCUCCCAUCUCUGCCUCUGUGUCACAUGGCCUCCUCUGUGUUUUCUAUUUUAAGGAUACCAGAUAUUGUAGGUGGGGUCCAUCUGGAUAAUCCAGGAUGAUCUCCUCAUCUUGACAUCCCUACUUUCACUACACCUGUAAAGACCCCUUUCCCAAGUAAGGUUAUGUUCACAAGUUACUGGAAUUUGGACUUGUACUUAACCUUUUUGGAGUCACCAUUCAACCCAGACUGGGAAUAUCUGAUUCAGAGCUCAUAGAUUAGGGCAAAUCAGCCCAAAGGCAGGUAACUCUAAGACCUGCAGGUCUGCUAGCAGGACUUGGUCCCCAAGGUGGGGGUAGCCACCAGGCUGUAGAAUUUGGUGUGGAUCAGCUAUGGGGACAUCUUGUCUCCAGGUGGACACCAUGGCCAGGGCCAGCAGAUAUGGCUGGGAGAGGCAGGUAAGGUAGGUUGUAGUAGGACCAUCUGUGCCCAGGGUGGUUGCCACUAACUGUGUAAGGAUGGGCUUCAUGCCUCUUGGAAGGUGAACAGAGGUGUGUAGGAGCUCCUCCCUGAUGAGCACCCUCUUCUGAAAGGGGCUUAGAAAGAAGGUGAGACCCAGGGGCACUGAGGAACUUUUCAGCAUGGGUUUGCACAGCAGUUACCUGCAAGCUUGAAAAACACCCUGACCUGGGCCCCCUGCACGGGUUGAGUCAGAAUUAGAAUGGGACCAGGCAUUGGUUGGGACUCAGUACCUUUCUCAGAGGCCGAGCGCCCUUGUUACCUGCCUACCCCUUAGUGCUGUGCCGGUUUAGCCACACAUUAGACACCAAGGGUUUUGAAUCCCACUAUUUGCCCAGACAUAGGGCAUUUUACUUUCUUCUUAUCUAUGUAGCCUUACUUAGGUUGAGCUUUUGGAACAACUAUUUGUGUUCCUCCCAUGAGGGAACCAGCCUGCCUUAUUAGCCUAGGCCCAUACAUCCAGACAGCUAGAAAUAUGUUCCACUCAGUACCCAUGUCAUUACCCUGUUGCUUAGGCAUGUGUCCCCUCCUCUCUUGCCAAAGUCCAAGGGAAAUCCAGAUGACCAGUAAGCAGAGUACAAGAGUAUUCCUCUGUACUAGUAACCAAACAACAUGGGCACAAAUAGUAAGCAAAAAUGGUAUCACAAUAGCAACAGAUGCAGUUGUGUGUAUAGAGCCUUGCUGAAAAGGUGUGUGACAGGCCUUGUGGUGGCAGUCCUUAUGAGGGGGAUGUUUGGUGAGAUGAAGCAAGCCCUUGGAAAGCAUCCUUAGCCUUCCUCACCCUAAGACAACAUCUUGUGCAUUAGAGAGGUUCUUGUGGCACCAUGGUCUGUGGCUACCAGUGGCCCAUAGAGCCAGCGUUUUGAACAUCUUGCACAUGGGCUGUCCUCUAUAGUAUGUUGGUGUGGAAAGGCCAGGGGACAAAGUUAUGUACAAUGUGUGAAAUGCAGCAAAAACUCCAAGCGUGCAUCCUGCUGUCUUUGGAUGAAUAUAGUAGUGAAUCACCAGUAAUGAAAAGGUUUUCUUCCCCAGUCACUCCCUGUUGUUACAUGUCUCCCUUUGUGUCAGUGUCCUCUCUAUAGGGAUACGAGUGUCAAAGAGAUGGGCAGACAGUCAUUAAAGUUGUGACAAUAGGGGGAAAGAGCUGAGCUCUGUGCCAAUCUGCAGAGGUGACUUUGUUGGAAGGGAGACUCAGGCCAGAGCAACAUGAGAGGCCUGAGUGUGAAGCUGCAGCCAACAAGAUGAAUGACAACUGGCUGUGGAGGGGAGGAGGAGGAAUUCAGGACGACUCCUGGACUUCUGGUUUACACAACUGGGUAUGCUGGGCCAUCUGCCAAGACUGGGACAAGGGAAAGGAAGAUCAGAUUUAGGGGAGGGCUUCGAAGUCCACUUUGGCUUCAGCCAGGCUCAGUGUGAAAUCCUCCUGAAUCCCUUCAUCUUUUUCCUGGACUAUUAUGGUGAAACCCUCACAGAUUUCACAUGAGACUGCAGGCUCUCCAAUCUGUUCCUACACAGUGACCAGGGUGAUCUGGUAAACCUGUAUUUCUACUUUGCUUAAUAUCCAGUGGCUUUCCGUUACUCCUCUUUUGGUACUAGAAGGUUGAACCCAGGGUUGUUCUACCACUGAGCCACAUCCACAGCCCCUUUUUAUUAUUUUUUAAAUUUUGAGACAAGAUCUGCUAAGUUGCUGAGAUUGGCCUUGAACUUGCCAUCCUCUUGCCUCAGCCUCCUGAGUAGCUUUCUCUUACUCUUGAGACCUAGGUUCCAUUCCUAGCCUUAUGCUACUUUGACCUCAAUUCAUGUCCCUCUCCUGCUGGCCCAGUCAUACCAUGCUGUCCUUUUUUCCCCCUUUCCUCAAACACAACAACACUUCUGUGUCUUAAGGCCUUUGUACCUGUUGUCCUCUCUGCCAGGAAGGACUCUUCCCCCUAAUCUUUGUGUGACUGCCUACUUUUCAUCAUUCAGCUCUGAGUGUAAACAUCACCUCCUUCAUCUGAAGUUUCCAUCCUAGAUCACAUUGCCCUGGUUUAAUUCUCUGCCAGACAGUUAAACUGACCUGUUUUUCUGUUUUGUUUCUGCUCUCCCCCCAUUAGAGGCCUCAUCCGUCCUAGUGUGGCAGUAUCCCUAGAACAGUGCUCAGCACAGAGUGACCGUGCAUGUUUAUUGAUGGCAUGAACUUUUUUUCACAGUUCAUCAGUAUUGCUCUGUUAAUAUUUUUGUGGACAUCACCUGUCACCAUAAAGGGUGGUUGGUGGAAUUUACUACAUUAAUACAAUAGAAACUAUAGCACUGAAAACCAGUUUUAGGCAUUGGGAUGACUACUUUGGGGGGGACUUCUUAUAAACAUUGAAUAGGCAAGAACACACAAUCUGAGACCACAUGGACACGUCCCACACUGCCGCUCCCUUAAUCUCUCUGAGCCUUGGUCCCUCAGUUGAAAACAGGCUGGAUACUGCUGUCUGUAUGCUGUAGAGCUACUGAAGAGGCAAUGGAAUGCACUUAGGGCAGGGCCCGACCCAAGGUAGAAGGGAGAACUGUGAAAACCACUCUAGUUUAGGUGGUUCCCCAAACGAUUUUCCAUUAGGUGGUUAUUUCUGUAGCAGUUUCAAAUGUUGUCUAAGGAAAGUUGGUGAUUGCCUAGUGCCAGAGUAUUUGGGGGCAAAUGGAGUGACUGCUAAUGGAUACAGAGAUUAUUUUGGGGUGAUGAGCAUGUUCUGAAAUUGAUCAUGGUGAUAGUUGGCAGUUAUCUAUGAAUAUGCUAUUGAAUUGUACACUUCAAAUGGGUGAGUUGUAUAGUAUAUGGAUUAACCUCAAUAAAGUGGUAUUAAAAAUGUCAGUUGGGCAUUGGUGGUGACAUACCAGUAAUCCCAGCUACUCAGGAGGCUGAGGCAGGAGGAUGCCAAGUUGGAGGCCAGCCUCAGCAACUUAGUGAGACCCUGUCUCAAAAUCAAAAGGGCUGGUGAUGUAACUCAGUGGUAGUACACUUGCCUAGUAUGUGUGAGGCCCUGGGUUCAAUUCCCAGUACCAAAACCAAAAGAGUCAUCUAAAAGCCCUAUUUAGCUUCCUAUAAGUCUCCCAUGAAAAUGAAAAUGAAGACCCAGAAAUAAAGACCAACGUUUACAUCUCCUAAAGCUGUUUGACAGAUGACCUUUUAAUGGACUCUUGGUUCUGUUCCACUAACUAGAAGGGCAGAAGAAUUGGAGGUGGAGAGUGGUGGAUUGUCUGACUUCCUCUGGUGAAGCUGAGUGAUACCACUCUGUCCUUUCCCCAGACAGCCAGGGUUGGUAUCAACCAGAAGACUGGCAGCUCUUUUGCUCUUGGGCCAAGGCUACUUUCUCUGUCUCAUGCAGAGGCAAAGCCCCUCAAGUGGGAGUGUGUGUACCUGUAGGGGCAGGCAAUUGAUGGCUGUUACUAUGUCCCCAGAGAAACAACUGCCAGUCAGGAAGCACGGGGACUGGCUGAAUGCCCAAGCCUGGUGAAGGGAGAUUUGGUUUCUCAGCCUGGCAGAGCCACAGUGCACAGACGUCUACCACACCUGGAAAAAGGCUUUUCCCUGCAUGUAGGGGGUAUGGACACGGUGCAUGGCUGUGUGUCCACCCUAAAAAAGCAUUGCUGAACAAGUAGUAUACAGAAUACCAAAGCCAAAGCAAAAACAACACAAGGAGAAAGGGUGCUAUGAGCAAGGAAGGUGUCAUGAGAAAAAACUGAAGAUGCUGGUGUCAUGGGACACUUAUGACAGAACGAAUGAACUUAAGUUUAAAGGAGAAAAAAAGGUUUGGAAACACCUGCAGAGAAUAGGAAACUAUAGAAAGCAACAAAUCAAGGGCUGGGGAUGUAGCUCAGUUGGUAGAGUGCUUGCCUCGAAUGCACAAGGCCCUGGGUUCAAUCCCAGCAACCGCAAAAAAAAAAAAAAAAAAAAAAAAAAAAGCAACAAAUCCAAGGUGUUAAAUCUGCAUUGGAAACUGUCACUGUGAACUCAUUUUAUUUUAUCUUUCUAAAAAAUAUAGAUUUCCUUUCUUUAUCUCCUGAAAUGGCCUGGAAGCAAUGAUAUAACCCCAUAGCAAGUGGCAUCAGACUGUGGUCUUGAAGUGUUCCCACUGAGGGGAACCAGGGCUCUCUGGAGUAAUGGCUUAUUUCAAGUAUGAGGUGCUCAUAGUAAACCUGAGACAUCCUCUUAGAAAGGUAAACUAUCAAAGACCUUGGGGUUUUUUCAGGAGGAUUCAGCUAAAUUUGUCACUGGAGGGUGUGAGAACAAUCUGACUGUGACAUCUGUCAUCCCAUGAUCUCCAGGGUUGAUUCGGCUGAUCUAGCUGCCUAGGUGGGUGUUCCUCUUUCCCAUUUUUCCAUGUGCAUCCCUCCUGAAGCUGUGUGCUCAAAGAGGAUGACCUACCCUUGUUCUUCACUCAAGGGUAUGCAAAUAGAUGUGCUUCCCUGCUAGAACCUCCAAACAAGCUCUCAAAAUUGCUUCUGGAUAAGCAUAUGGGAGCACCAAAAUAAUAAUGGAUCUUCCUGCCAGUUUUCCUUCUUGUCCCUCCUGCCUCCACCCCUCACUCCUGUCCUCCUCAUCUUCCAAAAACCCUUGAGCCUGAGGGUCUCAGGUGAGGGCACUGUGAGAGAAUGAUCCUCCAUUGAGUGCAGUAGUGUCCUAUGUAAGAAAGAUAUUUUGUACCAGGGAUUGAACCCAGAGGUGCUUAACCACUGCGCUACAUCCCUAGCCCUUUUUAUUUAUUUAUUUUGAGACAGGAUCAAUCAGUGCUGAGUCUGGCCUGGAACUUGUGAUCUUCCUGCCUCAGCCUUUUGAGCUCCUGGGAUACAAGUGUGUGCCACUAUUCAUGGCACAGGUUGCUUUUUUAGAGUAUUUUAUUAAUAUGUUGAUAACAGAAUGACAAAAUUGAGAAUAAUUGAGAAUUGUAUCCAGCAAGGUUUUUUUUUUUUU